CCUUCUGAAGUAUGGUGGGAUGCACUGGCCUCAGGGCCCAGCAGUGCUGCAGGAAUCUCUCUGGGUCAGACACUGUGGAUAUCAAUAUGUCCUUUACUGCCCCUGCUUUUUGGUGAGUAGAAGGUUUCAUUCCUUUGUUGCACUUGGCCCAUCUCUGAUUGGUUUAUGUUGGCCAGAGCAUUUCAUUAGCACACUGAAUGCAGUGUAUGAAAUGAGACAAGAAACAUGUACUGAUGUUGCCAUGGGUGAAAACAUUGCCUCUCAACGUUGUUGCAGGAUUCCUGAAGCAUCUCUCCUGCUUCCCCCACGCACAACCCAGAGAUGUCUUUACCUUUUCCCAUUCCUCUUGUAUAAAUGAAAUGAAAAUGGCAUUUCUGCACAUCUGUGAGAUGGUAGGUGGGUACCUGGAGCAAGCAGAAUGUCCUACCCUGCUGACAGAGGGGAUCACUUCUUUUCUUGUUUCCCCACCAUUUUGUUAUGUAUUUACAAGCCUCUGUCACAUCUUAUCUCUCUCAUUGUGCACUCACACUGGAAACCUUGAGAUAAACCUGAAAACGCCCUCCUUUAUUAUGUUGGCAUUUGUGACUUGUGGGUGGUAGGUUAUGUAAUGUGCUGGUUUGUAUCCACUCAGUUACAGUGAUUAGCUAUCAAGUGACUGGGGUUAUUUUUGCUUUUAAAAGCAACAGAGAUCUAUAGUGGCCCCCCCCCAAAAACACAGAAUGUGUUUGUUUCCCUUUGAUUGUUGCUGACUGGCAGCAAUUCUUUAUGACUUGCUCUGCGUUUUGAACAGUGUCCUCCUUCUCACAGAGCUCCUGCCUUUGUACCUAUUCUCUGAAAUAACCCAAUGGCCUGGUGCUGUGAAAUGCAGGAGUGCUGCUCUGGCUUAUUAUGCAUUUCAAAUGCAUCUGCAUGCUUUAGUCUUAAAAAAGAUGUAUGAUUCUCUUAAUGUGGUAAUUUUGUCCUUCCUUACAUUCAUGUUCUCUGGUGAAAGGAACUUCAGGAGGAGCCUGUAACUUUGCUUGGCUGAUGGAAUUAAGAUGUCCAUAUUAAAUGAACCUUGAGCAAGCAGCAGUAUAUGUUUGGUGAGCUGCCUGCUGUAAUUGAAGUGUGUACAUUAGGGGAGCGGAAGCUUAAUUGGUUGAGGAUGUAUAGCGGGGCAAUGGUAAAAAAAGCAGAGCAAGCAGCUGACAGUCUAAGCAGAUUUAGACAUAAAAAUGGAACUGGAGAUGAGUAAGCUUGCAUUGAGAGAAAUUCUCAAGGCACACACCGGGGCAGUGCUAAUGUGAAACUCUUUUCAGCUCUGCAGCCUGACUCAGAUGGCAGCAGGAGCACACCUCAACAGGGGUUUUGCAGUGCUGGUGUGAGAGGUGUGUCAAGAGGGACUGGAAAACCACAUGUGAGCUUUGGAGAAGGUGGGCUGGGUCAGCUGUGAUCACUGAAAACGUUUUGGUUGGUUUUGUGAAUGCAUUGCACCAUGAGGGCUUUCUGUGCCUGCCUGUGCAAGCCUCAGUGAUGGAAGAUCAAUGGCUAUGGGAAAUGACCAACUGCCUCUUGGAUGAGCAUGGUUAUUUGGAAGAACAUGGGCUGGCAGAGGUUGCUGUUGUUGCCAGCUGGAAUUGACUGCCCAGAUUUGGCAUCACUGGAUGUGGCAGCAAUGCAGAACAGAGCUGUGGAGAGGAAGUUUGGCUUGAUGUCAUCCCUGUGGAGCAAUUAACUGUCAAAGAGUUUGUUUCUACAUUUCCCAUAAAGAAUUUUGGUACUUUUUCCUAUCACUCUUGGCACUUUACUUUGGCUAAACUGGUGUGGUGCUGCAGGAGAGGAUAAUAUUUGGGUUCCUUGUUCUCUUGUUCCUGUCUGCUUUCAGAGGUGCACAGAGGUCUCCCAGCUUGAAGAUACAAACACUGGGGACAUUACUGAAGGCUGACCCAAAGGCAGCUGCUCAGAAUGAUGUGUGCUGCACACUAGUGCAAAGCUAGACAGGUUUGGCACAUGUUCAGGGUUUCUCCUUUGGAAGAAAUUGAGAUUACAUGUGAUUUUGUUCCUGGCACCUGACUAACACAGCAGGGAAUAAGUGAGGAAUGUGCAGGAGCUGAGCCAUGUUUUUAAACAUCCUCUGCCCAUGUGGGGAGGCUGAAACAUAUCCAAGCCAUGGCCAGCAUUAAAAGGUGUUGCUGUUUGGGGACAUGGAGGAAAGGGACCCUUCUUUCCUGUUUUUGGUAUUUCAUCUGUCAGAUGCAGGUAGCUUCUUUCUUUUUAACUGGCUGCAAUUAGGGUCUCAGCUAUGGAGCUGGCUUCCCAUCAGGACACUGUGCUCUGCACUGAUUGCUCAUUUAAUAUGCAAUGAUUUCAGAUGUCAUUUUCUGUUAGUGGCUGAUGGAAGGGGACUCAGUCUGGCACAGUGAAUAUUAAACAGAGGGCUGUUUUCCAAGGAGAUGGGUCUGUAGCCAUGUUGCUCUGACUCUGAGGAAGUUGGGCACUAGCCUUGGCCUCGCUCCAUUAGAGCUCAGCACAAAACAGUGGUUAUCUCGACAGAAUUCUCACAUUUCCCCACUUCUGGUGUGGAGUCCAUGUCCCUGUGUGCUGCCUUGCUGCUCUGCCUGGGGGAAAGCCCUUGCCAGCUCCCUCUGUGCACAACAGGCAAUGCUGAAAUAGCUUGUGAAGGCUGCUGCUUCCAUGCUGGGAGGUAGAGGAGCUGUAGGAACCCAUUAUGAGGACAGGUCUUAUGGCUACUGUUUGCUUUUAUUGUGUAAUGAAACUUCUGUGCCUUUCCAAGGGUGAAGGGUAAAUAAUAAGAUGUGCCAGCCCCGAUAUGAAAGAAUUGUGUUACCUUGGCUCAGUCCAGCCACCACCAGAGACCAGAGGAGAGUCAGGCACAGCAGUAAUUACCUUGCAGGGCAGACAGGGGCUGGAACAGGAGGUGGUGUUACCUGCCUGCUCCCUUCAGCCAAGGCAGGAGGGGGGAAUCUGGCCCCGGUUAUCAGUCUCCCUUGUGGGGGUGCUGGCACUUGGGCACUGUGCUGCCAGAGGCUGUCAGGGACGUGGUUCUGAAGCAGGUGGGGCAGCUGCCACAUGGAAGUGGUCCUUGAGAUUGCUGUCGUGGGUCUCCCAGUGUCACAGCACCAGCCAACACCAGCUAAGGAAUGCUGCUGCAGUGCUGCUGAGCAGCAGGAGGAAAAGGCAAGGGCAGCACCCCAUGGAAUAGCUGCAAGCACGACAGCAGGAGCUGUGCGGGUUAUAGAAAUGUGAGAUGCUGUGUCUCCUGUGCUGGAGGAGAGGAAUAAAAGUGAGAUGGGAAAUCUAGUCCUUCUUGCUGAUAAUUUCUUCUGAUCUGUUCACUGUGCUAAAGAUCUGUAUGCACACUGGAGCUGCCUGCCUUUUAAAUCAGCAUACUUAAUACCUGCAUCAUUUCAUGCUCCUUGUCUGCAGUUCUCUCCACUCCCAGGUCAGAGAAGAGAUCAUAUCUGCCUGCUUUUCUGUCUUUUAAGGUUUGGAAUUCAGCCUUACUCCAGGCUGUCUGUACAAACAGCAGCAAGACGUGGUCUCAUGGCUUUGUGCCAGUGAGGUGUGAUCUGGGCACUGCCAGGGUGUUGUUUUGUACCCCUGCCAUUUGCAGGGAGCACAAGAUAGCUGACCUGUAGAGGUGAGAGUACCAUGCCUUCUACAGAGUGUGGGGAGCCUCACUGCAGCUCUUCAGUCCCUGUCCCAGGGAGGCAGGGCAGGAGUUGGUGCCUGGGGCCCUGAGCAGUCCAGCCAGCAUGUCCUUGGCAGCUUGGGGUGCCUUUGGGGAGCUGGGGGCUGCUGUGACAUGAUGAGGGUGCUGACUCUCUUCCGGGUCUUCAGAGCAGGGAGCAGACCAUGGCUCUGUGCUGCAGGUGUAGGAAGGCCAGGGGAGUUGAGAGGGGGAGGAUGACAAUGUGGGUCCUUUCUUCUGUAGGGCAGAGGGAUGGGUCAUGGCUUUAGGACCUGGACGAGGUAAUUGAGCUGCAAAUGCAAGCAGGCUCCAGUGAGAGGCUGUCAUCUCUAAGCUGUCCUGGCACCCCAGCGUGCCUCACUUUGUCCCUCACGCCAUGUGGAUGCUGAUGGGGAAUGCCUGCCCCUGCAGCAGGGAGGGGGCAGAGCACAGGGGCACAGGCGCUGCUGCCCCGGUGGAAGUAAAGCUGGAGCUGAGAGCCUGGUGUUGUUCCCCUCUCUCUUUGUGUCUCUUGGCUGUGCUAGUGCCUGGAGGAACAUUUAUGGAGGAGGACAGAGCAUGAGAAAAUACUUGAUCCAUUAUCAAAGGACUCUCAUGGAGACGUAGGGCUCUCUGUGUCCUCAGCACAGCAGCGCUCCUGAAUUGCACAUAUUACAGGAACAGCCGCGGCACUCCAGAUGCUCGUCCAGCAUGAUCUUGCCUGGAGGACAAACGCUGUUCCUCGGGAGGCGCUGUCCGCAGCAUCCUCACGCUACAUGCAGGAUUUCACCGUGCCUGCAUGUCAAGGGCUGAUGCUGCUGGCAGCCUCAUCCCGGCUCCCGACAGCGCUGCGAGCCAGACUGGAGCUCUGCUCCGCUCGAGAUGUGGAUCCAGACAUUAUUUUUAGCUGCUUGCUGUGGCCAGGAUGGGAGCUGGUCAUGCCCUUAGUGGAGAUGAUGCCAGCACGGGCAUCCCUCUCUCUCCAUGCUGCAGCUGAGGCAGUGUGUGGAAUCGAUAAUGAUCCCCGGUAGGAGGCUGCCUUGCCUUGUGCGUGUGGGAAGUAGCAGGGAAUCAGAUCUGCAGGUCUUUUGGUCACCUCGCACAAAAUCCUUGAGAGAAGUGCUUUGAAAACCACUCAAAUCCUGUAUGGAUGGGAAGAAAUGCAGCGUGUGGAUGUUUUUACCUCUUGUCUUCACCCUGUUUACAUCAGCUGGAUUAUGGAUAGUGUACUUUAUAGCAGUGGAAGAUAACAAAAUUCUCCCACUAAGUGUACCAGAUAGGAAACCUGGUCCCAAAAGACCACCUUAUAUAAGUAUUGCAGGUGAUGCACCUCCUGCAAGCUGUGUGUUUAGUCAAGUCAUGAACAUGGCAGCAUUUCUAGCGCUUGUUGUGGCUGUGCUGCGCUUCAUCCAGCUGAAGCCCAAGGUGCUCACCCCGUGGCUGAACAUCAGUGGCUUGGUGGCUCUGUGCUUGGCCUCUUUUGGGAUGACCCUGCUCGGCAACUUUCAGCUCUCCAAUGAUGAGGAGAUCCACAACGUGGGCACAUCUCUGACCUUUGGCUUUGGGACACUGGCAUGCUGGAUCCAGUCUGCCCUCACCCUCAAGAUCAACCUGAAGAAUGAGGGGCGGAAAGCUGGGAUUCCACGGGUGGCUCUGUCAGCCAGCAUCACCCUCUGCGUGGUGCUCUAUUUCAUCCUUAUGGCCCAGGGCAUUCACAUGUAUGCUUCCAGGAUCCAGUGGGGCCUAGUGAUGUGCUUCCUGUGCUACUUUGGCACCUUUGCAGUGGAGUUCAGGCAUUACAGAUUUGAGAUAAUUUGUUCUGAGUACCAGGAAAACUUUCUGAGCUUUUCUGAAAGCUUAUCAGAAGCCUCUGAGUACCAGACAGAUCAGGUGUAGCCUGUCCUCUGGCAGGGGGGGAGGGGGGCAGGUGGGGUCUCAUGGGUGAAACAUGACCUCAUUUACACUUUUUUUAUGAGUUUCUUUCCAUGUGCAAUCAUGAUGGCAUUGCCAAAGGGCUCUGAGGGUGGCUGUUUCACUAAGAGCCAAACAAACAGAGGUGUCUGCUGCAAGAGGAGUGGAUCCAUCUCAAUGGCAGCGUGAGAGUGCACAAGCUGCUCAGUUUGUGACUCUUUCUGAGUGGCUCUGUCACACUCCUGUUGCUCAAAACAUUCAGCAGCCCCUCUGAGGCUGGUCCUGCUCAGCCCACCCUGCAGAGAAGGAACUGAAGGAAGCAGACUUCUAACAGCCAGAGUCUUCAGGAGCCACCUGUUCCUGAGUGUGUUUCCCGGCUUGUUUUCUGUGCUGCCAGCCGGGGGAGCUUGGGAGGGGGAGCAGCCCCAGCUGUUUCUCCAGAACCUGGAAUCAGACACAGAAGACCCCAGUGGACUGGUUUUUAUGGCAGGCAGGCAAAGCAGCCAACGGUAAAUCUGGGUUUGGGAGGAGCUGUGCUGUGAUCAGGAAGUGAGACUUGGCUGGUGCUGCCUUGUGGCCAGGCAGAUCAUCCCCAGGCCAGAGGGGUGACACUGGGAUGCUGAGCUUGCCUUCCUGGUGGGCACUGCUGGCAGUGAGGUGCUGAAUUGAGAGGAGAAUCUCUGUGUGCCCUGAAGACAACCCAGAAGAAGCUGCUUCUUCCAUGUGUAGUGCUUCCACCACACAUUGUGUAUAGUAUUUCAAAAGCUUUUUAAAUUUUUUUUUUUUUUAUGUUCACUGAGGGGGAAAACAUUCUGUUAGAGAUACCAGGCUCAUCUGCCAUAAGAACAGUACCAGUGCUUCUGGGCACAGGGUUUGGUUUUGCUCCUUGUGCAAGCCAAACUUCAGAUAUGCUAGUUUGGGGUUUGGGCUCUGGUCCCCUCAGUGUGGCCAGCUGUCCUGAGUGGAGCCUGCUGCAGGUUUCAAUGGGUUUCCAGGGUGCCAGGAGGGAGAUCUGGCACAGAGGCUGGCUGAUCUGCCUGAGGGCUGGAGGUACAAGAAGGGAACAGCAAAACCAGAAGGGCUUCUCCCUCCCUAAAGGGAGGUUUUCGAACAGAAGGUCUGUUUUCAAAGGAGCUCAAAACCUGAUUUUGGGAAGGCUUUUGGGUAGAGGAGUGAUGGGAGUUGCUUCUCCCCAUGGCUCCUAUUUUCCUCCACAAAUCAGGCUCAGCUUGGGUUUACAUCUUGUCUGAGCUGCAGGAAAACAAGCAGAAAUUAAAAUGGUAGGAAAAGGCACUUGAAGGGGAACUCGUACUGUUCUGUGGCAUUUCUGACAGAGGGAAAAGGCAAAAGGGCAUUCAGUCUUCCGCAAAGGUCACAGGCCUCUCCUGAGAGGAGAAACAGUUGAGCCAAACUGUGUGCUAAGUUGAAAGCUUUCAGCCAGCCCUUUCUUUUCUGUGCACCAAAACUUGUUCUCAGGCAGCUGUUACAAACCCAGAGGAUUUCUGGCCAACAGAGGGUUGUUGUGGAUUGCUGAAGGCUUCCUCCUUGUAGCAGUGUCAUGAGUGGAAGGCUUUCCCAGGAGGAUGUGCUGAGAGUGGCCAAGGACACAGCAGUGUGAGAUGCCAGCUCCCAUGGGGCUCAUCCAGGGAGCUCCUCCUGGGCAAGGAAGGAGGGGACAGUCUGGAGAACAUGCAGGUGGGAUCCUCUUGCACUGGCACACACUCAAUCCAUAUGGAGCACAAAAUAGCAAUUUGUCGUAAAGGUGUUUUACUGUAAAUAGUCCACUGUGUCUUUUUUUCCCUGAUUAAUUAAUACUUUCAGUUUUUUAUUUUAGCUUUUGUAAUUUUAUCAAAGAAAAAAAAAAUGUGGUUAUUUUCUUUCCUUUUGCUCCUUUUCCUAUAUGCAAUCCAAACUGAAUUUCAGGUUUUUAGUGAUAAUUCUGUACAUUUCUUAGAGUAUUUCUAACAGCACAUUUCAGUACAACUAAAUGACAACCAAUGUACACUAAAACAUGACCACUAAAUAAAGUGCUUUUAUGGAGAAA
Messenger RNA from Zonotrichia albicollis (white-throated sparrow), 7625 nucleotides. NCBI's taxonomy places the organism in Eukaryota, Metazoa, Chordata, Aves, Passeriformes, Passerellidae. The record is from RefSeq and is a predicted model, not a curated record.